Molecule: messenger RNA, 2553 nt
Organism: Raphanus sativus (radish)
Lineage: Eukaryota; Viridiplantae; Streptophyta; Magnoliopsida; Brassicales; Brassicaceae
Exons: 7
Coding region: 325-2256 (643 amino acids)
Source: RefSeq, a predicted model, not a curated record
UCGAGUCCCUGGAUACAGAUCUAAAGCACGCUCCGUAUAGAAGAAACUCGGCGGAAGCGCGUCACGGAUCACGCGCAAUCAGAUGUAACCUGCCUAUCUUUCUUUCUUUCUUUCUUUUUUUCUCACCCAAAAUCAAAAGAUUGAGAUUAAUAGUGAAAAUCGAUCUUUACUCGUCCGCGAAGCGAAGUAACGCAACCACAGCUUGCUUGAUCCAUACUUCAAAUCUCCUUCUCAACAACUAACUCUCUGCGCCGCCCCCCAUUGUAUGUAGUGUAGUGUAGUGUAGUUUAUCUUCCCCCUCCCCCUUCUCUCUACAAUGCUAGAAUGCCUCAAUAUAGGCAAUCCGGAACCGAUAGAUUCAGCGUUCGCGGAGGAGCGUCUGAUCACGUAGCGAUCGGGAUCCGAAACGGUGUCGGAGGAGGAGCGACUCAGCAUCACGGGAAGACUAACCGUUGGAGGCGAUCCGUUCGACCUGAGAGGAUUCGUCGCCUUGGAAUCGGCACUGCUGUCUUCGUUCUCUGCCUUGUGCUCGUCGUCACUGUGCUAGCCUACUAUUACAUCUCUGGUUUCGCUAAUAAUGACUACGAUGAUAAUAAAGGAUUGGAUUCUUUCGAGGGUGAUUUUCUGACGAAUGUGACGAGAAUCGAGCCUGGGAAGGUGCUUGAGUUUGGUCACGGUUCAGUGGUUCAUGGACGAGACUCGAGGUAUUGGGAUAAGGAUGAUAGACGAAGGGAUGAUGACUACAAUGAAGAUGAAGUGGAGGAGCAUAAUAAACCUAAGGUUCCUGUCAAGGGUUUAGAUUCGAAAGGGAUGAUUGGUUUCUACAAUGAGGCUGGAAGGAACGAGUUAGACAAGUAUGAAGCAGAGUACCAAGCUUCCCUUGUCAAAGGUGUUGUUGGUGGAGGAGAUCACGAGGCUGUUGCUGUUGAUAUGGACCCUGAUGCUGAUGAUGCGAUUGAUUCUCAUGAUAGUCAAGGGGAUGAAUACGUUGAUUCUGGCCAUGACGAUGAUGAUAAUGACAAUGAAAAGCCCCACAAGGAGAAAUCUACCGAGGGAGAUACUUCAAAGAGAGAGUCUUCUCUUGUUGGGAAGGGUGGUAGUAAGUCCGGGAAAACAUCACGAUCUGAUACAAAACGAAGAGGUCGUGGUCGCAGAUCUUCAGCUUGUGAGAUGAAGCUAUUGAAUUCUAGUCAACCAAUUGUGGAGCCCUUGAAUACUCGAAAAUCUGCUAGAUUCUCCUUACAGUACGUGGAGAAUGAAGAUAAACCUGAUGGAGACGAACAGUGGGUGCCUAGGUUUGCUGGUCACCAGAGUUUACAGGAGCGUGAAGAUUCCUUCUUGGCUCAAGACAAGAAAAUUCAUUGUGGUUUUGUCAAAGCUCCCAAAGGAUCUCCAACCACUGGGUUUGAUCUGACAGAAGAUGAUACCAAUUAUAUCAGUAGAUGCCACAUCGCUGUGAUCUCAUGCAUAUUUGGCAAUUCUGAUCGCUUGAGGCCUCCUGCCAAUAAAAUGAUAAGUCGGUUGUCGAGAAAAAAUGUGUGCUUCAUUGUGUUCGUGGACGAGAUUACCAUGCAAACACUUUCUGCAGAAGGCCAUGCACCAGACAGAGCAGGAUUCAUUGGUUUGUGGAAGUUGGUUGUUGUAAAGAAUCUGCCUUAUACAGAUAUGAGGAGGGUUGGCAAAAUACCAAAACUGUUGCCACACCGACUUUUCCCAUCAGCAAGGUACUCAAUCUGGUUGGACAGUAAGUUACGACUUCAGUUGGAUCCCCUACUCAUUCUGGAGUACUUCCUAUGGCGUAAAGGUCACGAGUAUGCUAUAUCAAAUCACUAUGACCGCCAUUGCUUAUGGGAAGAGGUUGCACAAAACAAGAAGCUGAACAAGUACAACCAUACUGUUAUUGAUCAACAGUUUGAGUUUUACAAGGCUGACGGGCUGACCAGAUUCAACGCUUCAGAUCCGUUCAAGCUUCUUCCUAGCAAUGUUCCAGACGGGUCUUUUAUAGUAAGGGCACAUACUCCUAUGUCGAACCUAUUCUCAUGUCUUUGGUUCAACGAAGUGGAACGCUUCACUCCCCGUGACCAGCUGAGCUUUGCUUAUACUUACCAGAAACUAAGACGGAUGAAUCCUGACAAACCAUUUAAUCUUCACAUGUUCAAGGACUGCGAGAGAAGAAAGAUUGCGAAAUUGUUCCGUCACAGAUCAGAGGAGAAGCGAAACCUUAUACAAGCAGCACUACAACAACAGAUGACCUGAGCUUCUUUUUUUUUCUUUUUAAUAUAUUACCUGUUGGGGUCAGUCUCUACUGCAGUACUGCUAUAUUCACAGUGUCACUUGGAGAAAAGCUCUUUCACAGUUCCUUUUUUGAAAAGCUCUUUGCUCCGAUGACUCUUAAGACUGCUUAAGUUGGAUCGAGUCUGUUGCUUGUGGCAAGAACCAGAGAAGGUAUACCAAAACAGUUUGAUGUGAUUUGUAGAGAUGUAGAAGAGUACUUGGAAAGAAGAAGAGGCUUUGAUUAAGAUUCUCGAGGGUCCUCGAUUUUUAUUCAAUUCA